Cynara cardunculus var. scolymus (artichoke) is the source of this 680-nucleotide messenger RNA. RefSeq names its product nucleoside diphosphate kinase B. The transcript has 4 exons. Gene Ontology annotation, biological process: GTP biosynthetic process; CTP biosynthetic process; UTP biosynthetic process. The record is from RefSeq and is a predicted model, not a curated record. Gene Ontology annotation, molecular function: nucleoside diphosphate kinase activity. The coding region runs from base 69 to 515 and encodes 148 amino acids. Lineage: Eukaryota; Viridiplantae; Streptophyta; Magnoliopsida; Asterales; Asteraceae.
AUUCCUCGGUUCCCACCGUAUAACACUCGUCCCUGUCGAUUUGCAAAUUACCCUAAAAGAACUCUAAGAUGGAGCAGACCUUUAUCAUGAUCAAGCCUGAUGGCGUUCAAAGAGGCCUUGUUGGUGAAAUCAUUGGUCGAUUUGAGAAGAAGGGUUUCUCUUUAAAAGGAUUGAAGUUUGUGACUGUGGAACAAGCUUUUGCCGAGAAGCAUUAUGCUGAUUUGUCCUCAAAGCCUUUCUUCAAUGGUCUAGUUGAGUACAUCAUCUCUGGGCCUGUUGUUGCCAUGGUUUGGGAAGGCAAGAACGUGGUCACCACUGGUCGCAAGAUCAUUGGUGCUACAAACCCUGCCGAGUCUGCCCCUGGCACCAUCCGUGGGGAUUUUGCAAUCGACAUUGGCAGAAAUGUGAUUCACGGCAGUGAUGCUGUUGAAAGCGCAAAGAAGGAGAUUGCUCUGUGGUUCCCUGAGGGUGUUGCUAACUGGUCUUCCAGCCUUCACCCAUGGAUCUAUGAAUAAAUGGUUGUUGAGAGUGUGAUUUAAGCUUAUUAUGUUACAACCACCCUUUAUUUGUCUUGCUGUUAGGGUGUAAUCUGUUGUCAACUGGUCUUGUUAAUGGAUUUUGAUGUCGUGAGGAACUUUUUGGUAUGGUAAAUCUGUUUUAUUAUCAUGUUCGUUCUCUAA